AUGGCCUCCGGCAAUCCCGUAGAGGAGCUCUGCGAUGAGACGACCUGCUCGGUCUGCCUGGAGUAUUUCCAGCAGCCGGUGAUCACCGACUGCGGGCACAUUUUCUGCCAAGCUUGCCUGGCCCGGUGCUGGGAGAAGCCCGGCGCCGCCUCUUGCCCUCAGUGCCGUGAAGCCAUGCAGACGAGGGACUUGAGGCCCAGCCGGCAGCUGGCCAAUGUCGUCGAGCUUGUCAAGAAACUGGAGGAGGCGAGAAAAGAAGGCCAGCGGGGAGUGUGCGGGAGGCACCAGGAGCCCUUGAAGCUCUUCUGCAGGGACGACGAAGCCUCCAUCUGCGUGGUGUGCGACAGGUCCAAGGGGCACCGAGAGCACCGGGUCGUCCCUGUGGAGGAAGCCGUCCAAAGCUACAUGGAGAAGAUCCAAGCCCAAGUACAGUCCCUGGAGAAAGAAAAAGAAAAAAUUGUGGGUUGGAAACUGGUGGAAGAGGAGAGAAGCCAGAGAUGCCUUACACAGUUAGGAGUGGAGAAGCAGCAAGUCAUGUCAGCUUUUGAGCGAAUGCAGGCGUUUCUUGAGGAAAAGGAGCACUUCUGGCUGACUCAGUUGGGCUCGAUUGAGAAAGAAAUUGAGAAGAGGCGGGAAGAAAAUGUCACCAGAUUUUCCGGGGAGAUUUCCCGUCUCAGUCAUCUGAUCACAGAGAUGGAGAGGAAGCGCCUGCAGCCAGCCCAUGAAUUCUUGCAGGACAUCAGAAACACCUUGGGCAGGUAUGUGGCCCUUUCUCUGCACCCCUUUUGUUGUUCACCUGGUGUGGAAGAGAUUCACAGUGUUAAUCCUAAUCGUGUCUACUCAGAAGUAAGCCCUAUUCAGUUCAAUAAGGCUUACUCCCCAGGGAAUGAUGUCAUCAAGAUCUGCUGUAGGUUUGACACGGAGUUCAGAUUGAGACUGGCAGACAGGCUGAGGGCUUACCCACAUGGGAGCAUUACUUCGUACUAA
This is a messenger RNA of Rhineura floridana, 987 nucleotides long. Its product is annotated as zinc finger protein RFP-like. Lineage: Eukaryota; Metazoa; Chordata; Lepidosauria; Squamata; Rhineuridae. The coding region runs from base 1 to 987 and encodes 328 amino acids. The transcript has 5 exons. Gene Ontology annotation, molecular function: zinc ion binding. The record is from RefSeq and is a predicted model, not a curated record.